AUGCUUAGCUCUCGACCGGUCGUCGCCAUUGCAGGAGCUACUGGGCAUCUGGGAAGACAUGUCGCUUCUGCCUUUCUCUCUCCUUUCUUCCGCGGCAAAUUCUCCGACAUUAUUCUUCUUUCUCGGAAAGAAGCUUCCAGUAUUGAUGGAUUUGAAUCAACUACGAACUAUACUCUUCGCAAAUACGACGAGGACAAUCUUGCCAAGGCUCUCGAAGGCGUUCAAGUCCUCGUGAACACGGUCGGGCCGUCGGGCCAUUCCUUCAAGGAGAAGCUUCUGCAAGCACUGCCACAAACAGAGGUGCAAAUCUAUUUCCCCUCUGAAUUCGGAGUCGAUCAUUAUGUCCACGAUUUUGCACAUCUCGAAUGGGACCAGAAGAAGAAACAUUUUGCUUUGUGCCAACAAUUGAUUCCGGACAUGAAGGUCUGCCGUCUCUUUUGCGGUCUCUUCUUAGAAGACAGUAUCGGCCCUUGGUUCGGAUUCGACACGAAAAAUGGCAAGUACGAAAGCAUUGGACCGCCCGAUCGUCUAAUCUCGUUUACCUCGCUUGGCGAUGUCGGAAAAGCAGUCGCUGCGUUGGCUACACUCCCAAGCGAUCUAGCUCCGAGCACUAUUCAUGUUGGUGGUGACACGCGCUCUAUCUCGGAGAUUGCUUCCAUCAUGGGAGCUGCUGGGGCCGGAGAGAUUGAAGUGACAGAAAUAGCGCUUGCUGAAUACAAAAAAGAGAAGACAGCCAAGCUGUCUUCCGACCCGGCGGAUUACUUGCGGUUCCUGGCGGGAGAGGACAAAAUCGACCAUACGGAUGCAGGUCUCGGUGACGACAAUGAGCUGGUCAAUCCUCAGCAGUUGCUAUGGGAGUGGUCCACUCUUACUGAUCUGGCUAAGAGUACAAAUGGAAAGCCAUGGGAAGAUUAUGAUUGGCCGCCGCAAUGA
Molecule: messenger RNA, 933 nt
Organism: Penicillium waksmanii
Lineage: Eukaryota; Fungi; Ascomycota; Eurotiomycetes; Eurotiales; Aspergillaceae
Product: isoflavone reductase family protein
Exons: 1
Coding region: 1-933 (310 amino acids)
Source: RefSeq, a predicted model, not a curated record